AUGGGAGACUUGGGCACCGAUCAAGACCUUACGGUCUUCGUCAAUGGCAACAUCUACCAGUCACCGACCAACAACGUAGACAACCCAAGCUUUGCCUCGGGUAUGGUCGUUCAAAACGGCACCAUUCAACACAUCGGCUCGGAACACGAUGACGCCGUAAGCACCGCCAAACAAUCCGGCGCAAACAUCCAGGACCUCGGCGGCCAGACGAUUCUCCCGGGAUUCAUUGACGGCCACUUGCACCUCCUCCUCGUGGGACAGUCCCUCACCAAAGUCAGUCUUGACGCAUGCAAGAAUCUAGAGGAUAUUCGAACAGAGAUCAAAAAGUACGCGCAAUCUCACCAAGACGUUUCACGCAUUUUUUGUCGAGGAUGGAUGCAUUCCAUGACGCCCGAGGGCGUAGAUGCCACGCUGUUAGAUGACUUAGAUCCGCGGCCUAUUUUUGUAGAUACCAAGGACUUGCAUUCUACCUGGUGCAACUCCCUUGGUCUCAAGGAGAUUUGCAAAGUCAUGGACAUCAACGACGACACACCAGAUCCAGCGGGGGGGAGUAUCCAGCGUGACAAGGACGGCAAACCGAAUGGAGUGUUCAAUGAAGGUGCCGUCUUUCAGACCAUCUGGCCCUUUGUAGCACGGGUGGCGAGCAUGGAGGAGAAGAAGGACGCUAUCCAGUCCGCUUUCAAGGCGUUCAAUGCCGUGGGAUACACGGGCAUGAUCGACAUGGCCAUGGACGACACCAUUUGGGAGCCACUGGUGGCGUUGAGGAACGACACGAAUGGCUUGCAAGGCAUGCGAGUAGCCGCAUACUGGCUCAUGAAACCGACUGAUUCUCUGGACAGUGUCCUUGCGCAGGUUGAUCGUGCUGCCGAGUUGGCGAGACUGUACAAUGCUGAAACCACGCCAGACUGUCGCAUCGUAGGCGUAAAGGUCAUCACGGACGGCAUCAUCGAUGCAUGCACCGCGUCUCUGACAGAGCCGUACUGCAACGGCGAGAACCCCGACUCCUUGUGGCCGGAAGACCUCCUUCACCAUCUCGUCGCGCGAGCUCACGCCGCAGGAUUACAAGUUGCUUUGCACGCCAUUGGCGACCGCACAAUCCAAAUGGCAAUCGACGUGCUGGAGAAGAACACGGACAAAUCUCGACGUCCUCGCAUCGAACAUCUCGAGCUAGCGUCCGCCAGAGAUGCCGCUCGUCUCGGCAAACUCGGCAUCACAGCAUCCAUUCAGCCCGUUCACUCGGACCCGGCGAUCCUGCGCGCCUGGCCACGUCUCAUCGGCGACGACCGCUGCAAGCGGGCCUUUGCCUAUCGUGAGUUUGCAGAUGGCGGAGCUCCUUUGGCGCUGGGAUCAGACGCGCCAACCGCUCCUCAUGAGCCGUUGCCUAAUCUAUAUGUUGCUACUACGAGGCGCUCGUAUCGGGAGCCUGGAUUCGACACGGCGGUGAAUCCUCAUUUUGCACUUACUAUGUGUCAGGCUGUUGCUGGUGCCACGCAUGGAUCCGCCUACUCGAGCUUUGCGGAUCAGUGGACGGGGAGCUUGAAGGCUGGGCUGAAGGCGGAUUUUGUCGUGUGUGACGUCGAUUUGAAGCCAGAGAACGUCGUGAAGGGUGUUGUGAGAGAGACGUGGUUUGAGGGGAAGCAGGUGUAUAAGGCCAGUUGA
This is a messenger RNA of Metarhizium brunneum ARSEF 3297, 1659 nucleotides long. Its product is annotated as Protein LONG AFTER FAR-RED 3. The record is from RefSeq and is a predicted model, not a curated record. Gene Ontology annotation, molecular function: hydrolase activity, acting on carbon-nitrogen (but not peptide) bonds. Lineage: Eukaryota; Fungi; Ascomycota; Sordariomycetes; Hypocreales; Clavicipitaceae.